Molecule: messenger RNA, 3357 nt
Organism: Nipponia nippon (crested ibis)
Lineage: Eukaryota; Metazoa; Chordata; Aves; Pelecaniformes; Threskiornithidae
Source: RefSeq, a predicted model, not a curated record
AUGACCAUGACUGCCAACAAGAAUGCCAGUGUCAACAGCAGAGCUGGAGGGAGUAAAGUGCCUCAGGACACUCUGGAUAGGUGUCAGUCAGUCUCUCCACCGCCUCUUUUGUCCCCGCGAAGAAGCCCAGCCUACCCCCUCAGCGAUAGUGAGGACUCUUGCCGCUCUACUCGGCUCACCAAAGUCUCCAACUCCAGACUGCGCCUCAAGGACUGGAGCACCCGCACGUGUACGCUGCGAAGCACCUCCACAAGCCCAUCAGACACUGAACUGUCGGGCCACCCUCUAAAAGCCAUCAGUGUGGGCGCUUUGGAUAAAAGGCUGUCUGUGUUCAAGGCCGAGGACCAGAAGGAGAGUCCAAAGGAGACUCAAGAUGGGGAAGCAAUAGGGAGCCAUCUGCUCGCCCGGAGCACUCUGUCCUUGGGCACUGCCACCAACUUGAGGAACCUCUCCCUCAGCCGGGCGAGCGUCCGCUCCCAGGCGCUGGACAUCAGGCAGAAAAUCACAGAAUGGGAGUGCCGCCGGGAGCCAUCCCCCAGGAUGAGCAUGUGUGUGGACAAGAGGGAUGCUGGGGAGAGGUCGGGCAGUGAGAGCUGCCCCAGCGUACUGACCUCUCCCUGCAGCGAGAAGACGUUUGAUUUCAAAGGGCUCAGAAGAAUGAGCCGAACAUUUUCCGAGUGCUCUUACCCGGAAACGGAGGAGGAGGAACUGCUGGACAGGGAUUCCUGCCAUCGGUUCGAAAAGAGACCAGGCAGGAGCGAGCCUCCUUCUGCUGCUUUCCUCAAGGGCCAUGUGAGGAAAGAGUCCUCUGCCGUGCUCAACAGAAUACAGAAGAUUGAGCAGGCACUGAAAGAGCAGCCCGGCAGAGGCCUCCCCCAGCUACCAAGUAGCUGUUACAGUGUUGACAAAGGGAGGAAAAAGUCUGUGACUCUGAGCACUGUGGAGGGACUGAGUGAAACCCUAAGUGAUAGCAAAGGAGGGAGUGUUAUUUUGGGGAGUGAACCAGAAACACCUACUGAGGCUGAGAAAAGCAGUAAGACAAAACAGGGGGUUACUGCAAACUCAGCUGGCCCUAAACUGCUCCUUGAAAGCCCAGCUAACACUGCGGUGAAUCCCGUCCCCAAGCCUAAACGCACCUUUGAAUAUGAAGCAGACAAAAACCACAAAACUAAACCAAGCAAUGGCCUACCUCCAUCUCCUACACCUGCUGCUCCUCCUCCCCUCCCAUCCACCCCUGCACCCCCCGUGACCAGAAGGCAGAAGAAAGAGUCGCGCUUUCACAGAAAAUCCCAGAAUAGAAAAUCCUUUGAGUUUGAGGAUGCAUCAAGUCUGCAAUCCCUGUACACUCCCUCCCCAACUGAAAAUGGGACUGAGAGCCAGCAUAAAUUUGGAUCCAAGAGCACUUUAGAAGAAAAUGCCUAUGAAGACAUUGUAGGCGAGUCGCCCAAGGAAAACCCGUACGAGGAUGUGGAGCUGAAAGGCCGUCACGCGGGCCGAAAAUCCCAUCAGCUCUCCGAGAAUUCCCUAGAUUCUUUGCACAGGAUGUGGACGCCGCAGGACAGGAAAUACACAUCACCUCCCCAGCUACCUUCGAAGCCCAGCAGCCAGUCUCUGCGCAUCGGGAACUGGUCAGAAAGGAAGAGCCACCGCUUACCACGGCUGCCCAAGCGGCACAGCCACGAUGACAUGCUGCUGCUGGCUCAGCUUGGCAUUCCCUCUUCCCCUUCCAGCCUCAAUGAGGACAGCCUGAGUACCACAAGCGAGCUGCUGUCUACACGGCGGGCCAGGAGGAUCCCAAAGCUUGUCCAAAGAAUCAAUUCCAUCUACAGUGCAAAAAGAGGAAAAAAACGAUUGAAGAAACUUUCUAUGUCCAAUAUUGAAACAGCAUCCCUACGAGAUGAGAACAGCGAGAGUGAGAGUGACUCAGAUGACAGGUUUAAAGCUCAUACCCAGCGUCUAGUACACAUCCAGUCAAUGCUGAAGAGGGCUCCAAGUUAUCGAACCCUGGAACUGGAGCUGAUUGAAUGGCAGGAACGGGAGUUAUUUGAGUAUUUUGUGGUAGUGUCACUGAAAAAGAAGCCCUCUAAAAACACUUACCUCCCAGAAGUGACGUAUCAGUUUCCCAAGCUAGAAAGACCAACCAAGCAAAUGCGUGAAGCCGAGGAGCGUCUCAAGGCUAUCCCUCAGUUCUGCUUUCCUGAUGCCAAGGACUGGCUCCCUGUCUCCGAAUACAACAGUGAGACCUUCUCUUUCAUGCUGACUGGGGAAGAUGGGAGCCGGCGGUUUGGUUAUUGCAGGAGGCUGUUGCCAAGUGGAAAAGGUCCACGCCUACCUGAAGUUUAUUGUGUCAUCAGCCGGCUGGGGUGCUUUGACUUAUUUUCCAAGAUCCUGGAUGAGGUUGAAAGGAGAAGGGGAAUAUCUGCUGCCCUGGUUUAUCCAUUUAUGAGGAGUCUGAUGGAAUCUCCUUUUCCUGCACCUGGAAAGACAAUCAAAGUCAAAACCUUUCUGCCUGGAGCUGGAAACGAGGUCAUUGAGUUGCGGCGGCCCAUGGACUCGCGCCUGGAACAUGUGGACUUUGAAUGCCUUUUCAAGUGCCUCAGCAUUCGUCAGAUCAUCAGGAUCUUUGCUUCUCUCCUGUUGGAGCGGCGUGUGAUUUUUGUAGCAGACAAGCUCAGCACCCUUUCGAGCUGCUCGCACGCCGUGGUGGCCCUGCUGUACCCCUUCUCCUGGCAGCACACCUUCAUUCCUGUUCUGCCCUCAUCCAUGAUCGACAUCGUGUGCUGCCCUACCCCCUUCCUGGUGGGACUGCUCUCCAGCUCUCUGCCCAAACUGAAGGAGCUGCCCGUAGAGGAGGCUUUGAUGGUUAACCUGGGAUCUGAUCGAUUCAUCAGACAGAUGGAUGAUGAAGACACACUAUUACCUAGAAAAUUGCAAGCUGCUCUGGAGCAGGCUCUGGAGAGAAAGAACGAACUGAUAAAUCAGGAUUCAGAUAGUGAUUCAGAUGAUGAAUGUAACACCCUGAAUGGAUUAGUGUCUGAGGUUUUUAUCCGAUUCUUUGUGGAGACAGUUGGCCAUUAUUCCCUGUUCCUAACCCAGAAUGAAAAAGGAGAGCGUGCCUUCCAAAGGGAGGCUUUCCGUAAAUCUGUGGCCUCCAAGAGUAUCCGCCGCUUCUUGGAAGUUUUCAUGGAAUCCCAAAUGUUUGCUGGCUUCAUCCAGGACAGAGAGCUGAGAAAAUGCAGGGCAAAAGAUCCUAGCGGGAAGCGACAGCAAGUUGCGUCCGUCAGGAAAAAGGCGCAGCACGGAACGCGGCAGCAGCCCCGGGGCCGCGGUGCCCCCCGGGUGCCCGGCGAGCCGUGA